AUCGGAUUUCAAGUAAGGAGACAGCUAUUGCCAUUUGAAAAGCCGAACGGAGCCAUCAUCCUGGCCAAGCUCUCGGUCGUGCCCGUGAGGCGAGGCUACUGGGGCAACAAGAUCGGCAAGCCCCACACCGUGCCCUGCAAGGUGACUGGCAAGUGCGGCUCCGUGUUGGUGCGUCUGAUCCCAGCGCCCCGCGGAACCGGCAUCGUGUCUGCCCCCGUUCCCAAGAAGCUGCUGAACAUGGCUGGCAUCGAGGAUUGCUACACGUCCGCCCGAGGCUCGACCGGCACCCUUGGAAACUUCGCCAAGGCGACCUACACGGCCAUCGGCAAGACCUAUGCCUACCUUACUCCAGACUUGUGGAAGGAAAUGCCCCUGGCCACCGCCCCGUACCACGAGUACGCCGACUACUUGGCCAAGAACCACCGCGUCGUUGGCACUGGUCUCCAGUAAAAUAAAAAAUGGAUCUUCUAAUUAAACCUUGGAAACGGAUCCACGACUGAAAAUAUAA
Messenger RNA from Cloeon dipterum, 508 nucleotides. Its product is annotated as small ribosomal subunit protein uS5-like. The annotation marks the transcript as partial. NCBI's taxonomy places the organism in Eukaryota, Metazoa, Arthropoda, Insecta, Ephemeroptera, Baetidae. The transcript has 2 exons. Gene Ontology annotation, molecular function: structural constituent of ribosome; RNA binding. Gene Ontology annotation, cellular component: cytosolic small ribosomal subunit; ribosome. Gene Ontology annotation, biological process: translation. The record is from RefSeq and is a predicted model, not a curated record.